Messenger RNA from Castor canadensis (American beaver), 1613 nucleotides. It is a transcript of the gene Foxf2, whose product is annotated as forkhead box F2. NCBI's taxonomy places the organism in Eukaryota, Metazoa, Chordata, Mammalia, Rodentia, Castoridae. The record is from RefSeq and is a predicted model, not a curated record. Gene Ontology annotation, biological process: regulation of transcription by RNA polymerase II; animal organ morphogenesis. Gene Ontology annotation, molecular function: RNA polymerase II cis-regulatory region sequence-specific DNA binding; DNA-binding transcription factor activity, RNA polymerase II-specific. Gene Ontology annotation, cellular component: nucleus.
GGUUGCGCAAGGCAAGGACCCGAGGCUCGGGAUAGGGAUGCGCCGGGCGUUGCCUCUAGCCCGCCGCCGCCGCCGCCGCCAGAAGCCCCAGAGGAGCUGAGGGAGGCGACGCCGAAGCGCUGGCCCGGAGUGGCCACGGCUGCAGCCCGGGCGGCGGGCUAAGGCACUCGCCCGGCUUCUGGGCCGACCCCGCUCCGGCGCCUCCGCUCCCGGUCCAGGGUCUGCGCCCGAGGCCCGGCCUCGCUCCGGGGUCCCAGAUGACCACCGAGGGCGGGCCGCCGCCGCCCCCGCCGCGCCCGCCGCCAGCCCCGCUCCGCCGUGCAUGCAGUCCGGUCCCCGGCGCGCUCCAGGCCGCCUUGAUGAGCCCGCCGCCCUCCGCCGCCGCUGCCGCCCUGGAGACCACCUCGUCGUCCUCCUCCUCCUCUUCUUCUGCCUCCUGUGCCUCCUCUUCCUCCAACUCGGCCAGCGCCUCCUCCGCUGCCUGCAAGAGUGCCGCCGGCGGCAGCGCCGCGGGCGCCGGGAGCGGGGGCACCAAGAAGGCGAACUCGGGGCUGCGGCGGCCCGAAAAGCCGCCCUACUCGUACAUCGCGCUUAUCGUCAUGGCCAUCCAGAGCUCCCCGAGCAAGCGCCUGACGCUCAGCGAGAUCUACCAGUUCCUGCAGGCGCGUUUCCCUUUCUUUCGGGGCGCCUACCAGGGCUGGAAGAAUUCCGUGCGCCACAACCUCUCGCUCAACGAAUGCUUUAUCAAGCUGCCCAAGGGCCUCGGGCGGCCCGGCAAGGGCCAUUACUGGACCAUCGACCCGGCCAGCGAGUUCAUGUUCGAAGAGGGCUCAUUUCGUCGCCGGCCGCGCGGCUUCAGGCGGAAGUGCCAGGCGCUCAAGCCAAUGUAUCAUCGCGUAGUGAGUGGCUUGGGCUUCGGGGCCUCUCUGCUGCCCCAAGGCUUCGACUUCCAGGCGCCCCCGUCGGCGCCGCUCGGCUGCCACGGCCAGGGCGGCUAUGGCGGCCUCGACAUGAUGUCCGCAGGCUACGAUGCGGGCGCGGGGGCCCCGGGCCACGCGCAUCCUCACCACCACCACCACCACCACCACGUCCCGCACAUGUCGCCCAAUCCGGGCUCCACCUACAUGGCCAGCUGCCCCGUGCCCGCAGGCCCCGGGGGCGUCGGUGCGGCAGCGGGUGGCGGCGGCGGCGGCGGGGACUACGGGCCGGACAGCAGCAGCAGCCCAGUGCCCUCAUCCCCGGCCAUGGCGAGCGCCAUCGAGUGCCACUCGCCCUACACGAGCCCUGCGGCGCACUGGAGCUCGCCUGGAGCCUCGCCUUACCUCAAACAGCCGGCAGCCCUGACGCCAAGUAGCAACCCUGCGACCUCUGCAGGCCUGCACUCCAGCAUGUCCUCCUACUCCCUGGAGCAGAGCUACUUGCACCAGAACGCCCGCGAGGACCUCUCAGUGGGACUGCCCCGUUACCAGCAUCAUUCUACUCCAGUGUGUGACAGAAAAGAUUUUGUCCUCAAUUUCAAUGGCAUUUCUUCUUUCCACCCCUCAGCCAGUGGGUCUUACUAUCACCAUCACCACCAGAGCGUGUGCCAGGAUAUUAAGCCCUGCGUUAUGUGA